AUGGCUCUGAAGUACGCCAACUUGUUGCCUGUCAAUGGGCGCUGGAAGCAGCAGAUCACCGACUUCCUUUCCGAAGACGUGCCUUCGUUUGACUUUGGUGCCUACGUUGUCGGCGACAAGCAAGAAACGGCAUCGCUCUACAUGAAGGCCCCGGGGGUGAUCUGUGGGGUGGUGUUCGCCGCUGAGGUGUUUGCCCAGUGCCAGUUGGAAGUUGAAUGGCUCCACAACGAAGGCGAGGUGGUUACUGAGGACCAGUUGGCUAAAGCUGGCGGCAAGAUCGUCGUGGCCAAGGUCAAAGGUCCUGCCAACCGCAUCUUAUUGGCUGAACGCACUGCCCUCAACCUUUUGGCGCGGUCGCUGGGGGUGGCGACGCAAUCGUACAAGACGAAACAGCUUGCUGACCAAGCCGGGUACACGGGGCUCAUCGCCGGUACCCGUAAGACCACCCCGGGGUUGCGGGUGCUCGACAAGUACUCGAUGUUGGUCGGGGGUGUCGACACUCACCGCUACGACUUGUCGCUGAUGGUGAUGCUCAAGGACAACCACAUCACCCUGACGGGGCUGAUCACCAAUGCCGUGAAACUGGCGCGUUCGGUGUGUGGGUUUGCCGUUAAGGUCGAAGUUGAGGUGAGUCUGGAACAAGACGCCAAGGAAGCCAUCGACGCCGGUGCAGACGUCAUCAUGUUGGACAACUUCAGCGGCGAUGAAUUGCGCUCGGUCGCUCAACGGUUGAAGGACCACUACAAGGGGCUGAACAAGCUGUUCCUUUUGGAAUGCCUGGGUGGGUUGACUUUGAACAACUUGAACUCGUACUUGUGCAAUGACAUCGACAUCUACUCGACUCUGUCUAUUCACCAAGGCACCGGCAUCAUCGAUUUUUCCCUUAAGAUCGACGCGUAA
Messenger RNA from Diutina rugosa, 900 nucleotides. RefSeq names its product nicotinate-nucleotide diphosphorylase (carboxylating). Gene Ontology annotation, cellular component: cytoplasm. The transcript has a single exon. The record is from RefSeq and is a predicted model, not a curated record. Lineage: Eukaryota; Fungi; Ascomycota; Pichiomycetes; Serinales; Debaryomycetaceae. Bases 1 to 900 code for a protein of 299 amino acids. Gene Ontology annotation, biological process: NAD+ biosynthetic process; quinolinate catabolic process. Gene Ontology annotation, molecular function: nicotinate-nucleotide diphosphorylase (carboxylating) activity.